This is a messenger RNA of Zymoseptoria tritici IPO323, 2943 nucleotides long. RefSeq lists its product as uncharacterized. The transcript is spliced from 3 exons. Lineage: Eukaryota; Fungi; Ascomycota; Dothideomycetes; Mycosphaerellales; Mycosphaerellaceae. The record is from RefSeq and is a predicted model, not a curated record. Bases 1 to 2943 code for a protein of 980 amino acids.
AUGUCCGAAGCUCCACCACCAUACGAGGCGGCGAUGGACCCCGAGCGAACUACAACGGGACCAAAAGCACCGUCUGCUGCUCCUGGACCUCAUGGAUACGAGACUGAAUCCGCAGCCAAUGGGAUCUUAUCCUUGCAGAUCAAGCAGAACGAAAAUGUUCUAUACUACAUCUCCCAUUACAACGAGGUCAAUACUCCUGACAUCAUACUGUUCGCCGACUACAACCACAAGGGACCACGACUCGCCCAGGCGAGCUUCAAUCCGCCCGGCAAAGACUUCAAGUUUUACAUUGGUGGAAUCAAAUCUCCGACUGGCGACGACUGGGACAUUGUACGAGACUACACGCUGGUCGAUGAACGUGACGAUGAGGUCGUGGCUGUCUUCGUGGAGCACUUCUCUUUGGAGAUCAAUGGCACCAUGACCUUUCGACGGGAGCUAGAUGCGAAAGCUGAGAUGUCGGCUUUGAUGGCCCAAGUUGGCUCCAUCAAACUCCCACGCGACACGAUCAAUGACAUAACGGCUCCCAACGUAUACCUUCCUCGACCGAUGAGCAGAUACAGAAGCUUUUCCGGGGCUCUCAUCGACCCAGAGAAGCAGAGACGCGGCUCAGAAGACUCGAUCGAUGCACAUGAUUACCUCUCCUCAUCACAGCCAAUGCUCGGCCAAGGCGCCGCAAGAGCUCCCACAUACGCAUACCAUCUUCCACGGCGACGAUUCAGUCGAUACUUUACGCUUGCAAUAUCUGCGAUCAUCGGCUUCUUCAUCUGGUACCUUGUGCGAGCAAGUUUGUCCAGCAGGGCGGCGGUAGAGCUUGGGAUUGGGAGGCCUGCUGCGCCUCCGCCAGCAUGGGAAGGCUUUCCCUUCUUGAAAAGAUACCAUGGCGGAAUCAGGACGCUGGUGUCACGAGAGGAUGAUACGCCGGAAUACCCAGUGGCCGAGGAUGUAGAAGUGCAGCGACUAGUGGAUGCUGCGAUGGAGCAGAAGAAGAAGGCCGAUGCGGUGACAUCGAAAGAGAAGGGAUUCAACAAGAAGCGGGAGAUACCUGAGGUGAAAGAGCAAGUAGCCUUCCCGCUGCCGCAUCGAUUCGAUCCGUAUCCCAAGUAUGGUGUCGAGGGAGACAGGAAAGGCUUUGCGCCGCCAGUAAAAUGCUAUGUCGAUGCGAAGGAGAAGCGGGAGGUACCACAGCUGCUGGCGUUCAACGGCACGACAAAAGGCUUCCCUGACCCGGUCAUGGGCUCGUACGACUUGCUUGGUUUGAGAAAGGAUGUGUGCUUUGAACGACACGGCAGACUUGGACCCUAUGGAUUUGGAUACAGCAAAAAGUUUGGCGGAAGCGGUGCGGGCAUGGACGGUGACAGAGAGGGCGCUGAACACGUAUGGGGUGACGAGCUGGAGAUCGAUUAUCGAAAUGUGAAAUGGGCAGAAGUGCAGGAUAAGUGCGAGAAAGACAAUGCGCACAGGUUCAAGGCUCCGCCGAAGCAAAGAUUGAAUCACUUUUUCACAUCCAUGGCAAGUGGCGGUCCGGUCGAGGAAAAGCAGACCUCGAAGCGGGCGGAGGAAGAGCCCAAAGUUCAAGAGUCGACGGAGCUUCUCAAUCGGACUGUGGUGCUCAUCCGAACAUGGGACUCGUUUGAGUAUGAUGCCGAAGACAUGUUCUACUUGCGCGCGUUAGUGAACGAGCUGUCGAUUCAGUCCGGCACUGAGUACGUCGUUCACUUUCUCGUACAUGUGAAGGACAACGAUGCGCAGAUCUGGGCGGACGACGAGACGUACCAGCGUGUGCUCGAAAAAGCGCUGCCGGCAGAGUUCAAGGGAAUGGGCACCCUCUGGUCCGAGAGGCAGAUGGGUCUGAUAUAUGGAGGUCUCGCAGAAAGCAAUUACCGUGACCUCCAAGUUCACGGCGCUUACAGGAGUACAUACAUGCCCGUGCAAUACUUUGCGCACAUGCAUCCGGAGUACGACUUCAUCUGGCAUUGGGAAAUGGACGUUCGCUAUACUGGCCACUUCUACCACCUCUUCCAGAAGGUCUCGCAGUGGGCAAAGCAGCAGCCUCGCAAGGGUCUCUGGGAGCGGAACGGCAGGUUCUACGUCCCAGCCGAGCAUGGCAGCUGGGAGGACUUCCGCCACAUGGUACGAAUCCAGACCGAGCACGGGACAGCGAGCAAAGAGAACAUAUACGGCAAGCUCGCCUCUGACGCGGGCGUCAAGAACCCCAUGGACGUCGCUUCUCAUAGCCACGAGACUCCAGUAUGGGGUCCUCUUCGUCCCAGUGGCGAAGGCGACACGACCGCGGAUCCUGACAAUGACCCACAGCCUCCCACAGUCUUCGACAAGGACAACUACGAGUGGGGCGUCGGCGAAGAAGCCGAUUUCAUCACCUUCAACCCUCUCUUCGACCCCCACAAGACCAACUGGAUCCUGGCCGAAGAUGUCACGGGCUACAAUACCACCGAAGGCUAUCCACCUCGCAGGACCGCAAUCAUCACCGCCUCGCGCCUCAGUCACCGUCUGCUGGAGACCAUGCACCGCGAAACUACCCUACAGCGCCACACCAUGUUUUCUGAAAUGUGGCCUGGCAGCUGCGCUUUGCACCACGGCUACAAAGCCGUCUACGCUCCUCAUCCAGUCUACAUCGACCGUGCGUGGCCGACCUCGUACCUCGCGGCCGUGUUCAACAACGGUCGCAAUGGCGCUACGGGCGGUGCACGUACGAGUGUGUUUAGCGAUGAGCGACAGCACAAUUUCUUGGGUACGACUUGGUACUACCACGCUGGAUUUCCGGCGAAUUUGUGGAAGAGGUGGUUGGGGUAUAAGGUUGACAAUGAUGGAGGGGAGGAGUGGGAGCUUGCGAAUGAGGGCAGGAUGUGUUUACCUGCUAUGUUGCUGCACCCGAUCAAGCAGGUGGACUUGAUUGUUGAGCAUUUGGAAGGAGAGCCGGUCUGA